Messenger RNA from Mastomys coucha (southern multimammate mouse), 920 nucleotides. It is a transcript of the gene Pgam1, whose product is annotated as phosphoglycerate mutase 1. The transcript has 5 exons. The record is from RefSeq and is a predicted model, not a curated record. Bases 141 to 920 code for a protein of 259 amino acids. NCBI's taxonomy places the organism in Eukaryota, Metazoa, Chordata, Mammalia, Rodentia, Muridae. Gene Ontology annotation, molecular function: intramolecular phosphotransferase activity. Gene Ontology annotation, biological process: glycolytic process.
CGAGCGAGUGGAAAGAUUUCGGGGAGAAAGUGCGCGGGAGCAGGGCGGGCAAGUGCAAGCGCGCAGGCGCGACCGGGGGGGCGGGCUGCGAAGAGAAUCUCAGCGAUCUUCAGUCCCUGCCGCAUCUUCUGCCCGUCGCCAUGGCUGCCUACAAACUGGUCCUGAUCCGGCAUGGCGAGAGCGCCUGGAACCUGGAGAACCGCUUCAGCGGCUGGUACGACGCCGACCUGAGCCCGGCGGGCCACGAGGAGGCGAAGCGCGGCGGGCAGGCGUUGCGAGAUGCUGGCUAUGAAUUUGACAUCUGCUUCACCUCUGUGCAGAAGAGAGCGAUCCGGACCCUCUGGACAGUCCUGGAUGCCAUUGACCAGAUGUGGUUGCCAGUGGUCAGGACUUGGCGUCUCAAUGAGCGACACUAUGGGGGUCUAACAGGUCUCAAUAAAGCAGAAACUGCUGCUAAGCAUGGUGAGGCACAGGUAAAGAUCUGGAGACGAUCUUACGAUGUUCCACCACCUCCCAUGGAGCCUGACCAUCCCUUCUACAGCAACAUUAGCAAGGAUCGCAGGUACGCAGACCUUACUGAGGACCAGCUCCCCUCCUGUGAGAGCCUGAAGGACACUAUUGCCAGAGCACUGCCCUUCUGGAAUGAAGAAAUUGUCCCCCAGAUCAAGGAAGGGAAAAGGGUCUUGAUUGCCGCCCAUGGCAACAGCCUUCGGGGCAUCGUCAAGCAUCUGGAGGGUCUCUCAGAAGAGGCCAUCAUGGAGCUGAACCUGCCCACGGGCAUUCCCAUUGUCUAUGAAUUGGAUGCUGGAUGGAAGGUACACAACCAGUGUCGAUCUGAGCUGCACCCCACCCAGUCCUUGUCCACACUCGUGCUAAGGAUCAAACCUACAAAGGCUGAAUCCAAGGCCUGCUUUUUAUGA